Messenger RNA from Carica papaya (papaya), 527 nucleotides. RefSeq names its product protein EPIDERMAL PATTERNING FACTOR 2-like. Gene Ontology annotation, biological process: stomatal complex development; guard cell differentiation. The record is from RefSeq and is a predicted model, not a curated record. NCBI's taxonomy places the organism in Eukaryota, Viridiplantae, Streptophyta, Magnoliopsida, Brassicales, Caricaceae.
CUACAUAAUUAUUUACAUAUACACAUAUAUCUACUCUAGAAACUCUUUAAAAGAUGAAUAAGUACUACGGCUUCUCCAUCAUGGUGAUUCUCUUUGCGCUUGUUCAUGAUAUUCUGCCCGCCUCUGCAUCUCCAAAUCAUUUUCGAGUCCAAGAACAGGGUGCUGGGUAUCAACCUCGUAAGCAUAAUCAGGUGGAGGUGCUGGGCAUGGACUUAUAUCCAACAGGAUCAAGCUUGCCGGACUGCUCACACGCGUGCGGACCAUGCUUCCCAUGCAAGAGGGUGAUGGUGAGCUUCAAGUGCUCCACCGAGUCCUGCCCCAUUGUUUAUAGGUGCAUGUGUAAAGGCAAAUACUACCAUGUCCCUUCCAAUUGAUACUGACCGUCCAUUAAUCACGUGUUGAGAUAUCUACACCCUCCAUCAAGAUUGAUUAGUUAGUGGCUACUUUUAAUUAUUUAUGGUUGUGUAGGAAGUUUAUUAGAUAUUUUUAUUUCAUUGUUCGGGUGUUUUAUGGAUGAUUUUUGUGAA